Notothenia coriiceps (black rockcod) is the source of this 2478-nucleotide messenger RNA. It is a transcript of the gene wdr19, whose product is annotated as WD repeat domain 19. Gene Ontology annotation, cellular component: cilium; intraciliary transport particle A. Bases 172 to 2478 code for a protein of 768 amino acids. Gene Ontology annotation, biological process: intraciliary retrograde transport; cilium assembly. The record is from RefSeq and is a predicted model, not a curated record. Lineage: Eukaryota; Metazoa; Chordata; Actinopteri; Perciformes; Nototheniidae. Gene Ontology annotation, molecular function: protein binding. The transcript is spliced from 21 exons.
AGCGUUUUCAUCCUCGCUGAUAAAGCCUGGGCGGGUUCUAACCUUCUGUAUAAGUGGCAGAAAAGCCUUGGAAAUUAUAUUGCUGUUGCAGGGCAGGACAAUUCUGUGAAAAUAUUUGAUAGACAUGGCCACCAGUGGACAGAACUCAGCAUACCAGGGCGCUGUGUGGGGAUGGACUGGGAUAAAGAUGGGGACAUUUUGGCAGUGAUAGCUGCAAAAUCCAGCUCCAUCUACUUCUGGGAUGCCAGCGUCAAUAAAACCUCCCACAUAGACAGCGGAAUGAGAGAUCAGAUGUCCUUUAUUUUGUGGUCUAAGACUGGCCCACUGUUAGCAGUUGGGACAGUGAAAGGAAAUCUAUUGAUUUACAAUCAGCAGACCUCACGCAAGAUCCCUGUACUCGGUAAACACACAAAGAAAAUCACUUGUGGGUGCUGGAACAAUCAGAAUCUCCUGGCUCUGGGAAGUGAGGACAACACUCUGAGCAUCAGCAAUCAUGAGGGGGACACCAUCCGACAGGCCUCACUGCACGGUGAGCCUGCUGAGAUGACCUUUUCAGUGAUGAAGACGGAUGAAAGAUCCGGUCAAGGAGAGAACACCGUGAGUUUGUCUGUGGACAAGAAAAUACUGAUACUCUUCAAUAUCCACGACCCUGACAACCGGAUAGACUUGACCUUCCAGCGUCACUAUGGAAACAUUGUGUCCUACCGCUGGUAUGGUGAUGGGUAUAUACUGAUCGGCUUCUCCCAUGGGUACUUUGUGGUUAUCUCCACGCACAUCAGGGAGAUUGGUCAUGAGCUCUGUCAGGCUCACAACCAUAAAGAAAGUCUCAACAGUGUGGCCAUCUCAACAGCUUUAAACAAGGCUGCCUCCUGCGGGGACAACAGCAUUAAGAUCCACGACUUGUCUGAUUUCAAGGACAUCAGCAAUGUAGUGCAGCUGGAUGAUGAGACUAAAGGUCUGGACCAGCUGAACUGGACAGACGACGGGCAGCUGUUGGCGGUCUCCACUCAGAAAGGGACGCUGCAUGUCUUCCUCACCAAGCUGCCGAUCCUGGGCAGCAGCUUUGGGACCCGGCUGGCGUACCUCACCUCGCUGCUGGAGGUCACUGUGUCCAACCAGGUGGAGGGGGAGAGUCCUGUGACUAUAGAAGUGGAAGUAGAGCCUACCUUUAUUGCGCUGGGACCGUACCAUGUGGCCGUGGGGAUGAACAAUAGAGCCUGGUUUUACGACUUGAUAGACCACAAGCCUGGUUUUAAAAAGUUGAAGGACAUUGAGUAUUUGGGGACCAUAGCAAGCAUGUGCCUUAACUCUUACUACGCUGCAGCGCUGUUUGAGGGGAAAGUGCAGCUGCACAUGAUUGAAGGCAAAGAUCAGGAGGAGAAGAAACAGAUGAAGUUGUUUCCAGACGACGACAGAAAAGGGCGGAUCCUUUGCCACGCACUCACCGCUGACUUCCUCUACUACGGCACUGAUUCAGGUAAUGUGGUGUGUGUCUUGGUGGAGGACUGGGAGACUGUGAGCAGCUACACCCACUCGGUUGGUGUGAGGAAAGUGUUCCCUGACCUAAAUGGCACACGGCUGGUUUUCAUCGACGACAAGAACGGUGGCUUCCUGCUCUCUCCUUCAAAUGCCACAGACUCCUGCUUCGAGCUCCCCAACUUCUCUCCCACCAUCACUGGAGUGCUGUGGGACAACUGGCACUCUGACAGAGGAGUGUUUGUGGCCUACGAUGAUGACAAGGUCUACACCUACGCCCUGCACAAAACCACCAUAUAUGGCCCCCGGGUGGUGUUGGUGGGAAGCACCGCACUCCUCUUUUCCCAGAAGCCUUUGCUCUUGCACAACGGGGACCUGACAUGUCAGACAGCGAGCGGCAAGACCAGUGAAGUCACUCUGAGCACACACUCCUUCCUCAAGAAUUCAACUGGCACCGCAACGGACUCACCGCCGGAGCUCAGCAAGCAGGUCGCCCAGGCGCUGAAGCUCAAGAGGUUCCAUGAAGCCCGAGGUCUGUGUCAGUCGUCAGGCAGCAGCACAGACUGGGCGGAGGUGGGCGGAGCCUGUCUGGUCCACAUGGAGGUGGAGCUGGCCAUCCAGGUGUACCGCAUGAGUGGCAAUGUGGGCAUGGUGCUGUCCCUGCAGGGCAUCCAAGGCAUAGAGGACAUGAAUUUGAGGGCGGGACAUUUGGCCAUGUUUCUAGGUGACUACAACCUGGCCCAGGACCUGUAUCUGUCCUCAGGCUGCCCAAUCGUUGCCCUGGAGAUGAGGAGAGACCUGUUGCAUUGGGACAGCGCUCUUAUGUUAGCUAAGAGGUUAGCAGAAGCCCAAAUUCCCUUUAUUUCCAAAGAAUAUGCUGUCCACCUGGAGUUUAUCGGUGACUAUGUGAACGCUCUAGCACACUAUGAAAAAGGCAUGACCCAGAAUAAUAAGAUUCGAUGGCCACCCAUCCCCCCAUCCGCCCCAAUCACUAUCCCGUAA